Molecule: messenger RNA, 549 nt
Organism: Rangifer tarandus platyrhynchus (Svalbard reindeer)
Lineage: Eukaryota; Metazoa; Chordata; Mammalia; Artiodactyla; Cervidae
Source: the annotation of a GenBank genome assembly
AUGCAUGGGGCUUCCUCAAGGACUUGGGUUCCCGUGAGACCCUCCAAGCAUCAGCUUCAUGGGCUGUUGAAGAGGGACCACCUCCUCAGCCCCAUCCACCUCACAGAACGGCUGAGCGGCUUGGAGAAUGGCCACUGGGUGUCCACAGGCUUUGUCAACUUGAUGGUCAGCGUCAUCCAGUUAAUUCAAAAUUCGGAAGAAAAAGCCAGAAAGGAUAUUAUUACUAAAGACUGGCCAGAGGCCAAGGUGGACACUGGAGACACAGCAGUGCCCAAACGGAUGCGGUUCCUCUCAGGGUCUGGUGUUUCAGUGGCUUUGGUGUUUGUAUCAACAAAGCCAGACUGGAAAGUAGAAAACUAUGUCUGUGUUUGGGUGAAAUCAGGGCAUUCCUGGGCAUGCCUAGGUCCCCAGUUCAACAUUUCUAAAGGAAUGGCCGGGCUGCAGAAGUUCCAGGAGUUCCAGCUGGCGGAACAACCCUUGAACUUGGGUAGACAGGCCCAGCAGGAGCCAGCACCCCGUGGCCUGAUUCUGGCCUGCCGCGUAGGGUAA